Trichomonas vaginalis G3 is the source of this 1377-nucleotide messenger RNA. Its product is annotated as dynein heavy chain binding. The coding region runs from base 1 to 1377 and encodes 458 amino acids. The transcript has a single exon. Gene Ontology annotation, cellular component: ciliary plasm; cytoplasmic dynein complex. Gene Ontology annotation, molecular function: dynein heavy chain binding; dynein light chain binding. Lineage: Eukaryota; Parabasalia; Trichomonadida; Trichomonadidae. Gene Ontology annotation, biological process: intraciliary transport. The record is from RefSeq and is a predicted model, not a curated record.
AUGAGUCAUCAAUUUACAGAUUCUCCAACAGAGGUAACAAAUUUUGAUAGAACAAGCAAUGUAGCUUCAACUAAAUCAUCUCUUGUUACUGUUGAAGUUCAAACUGGCGAAGAAUUCCUUCCAAAAAAAGUCGAUCAAGUUACAACUACCGCAGAUAAUAGAACAGACGUUGCUACUGCAGCUCUUAAGUUAAAGCUUGAAACUGUCGAAGUAAAUCCUCAAGAAAUUCAGAAAUUCCUCGCUAAAGUUACUCCAAUUAUGCUUAAAGAGCUACAACCAAAUCCAGCAUAUCAAUACUUAGAAAAAAGAUCGAGUUCUGGAAAAAUGGAUGUUGUCAAUCAAGUUGAAACUGAUAGUCAAUACACAGUUUCAGAAAUUUGUUGCAAUUGCACAGGAGCAACAUAUGCAGUUGCUCUUAAAAUGCAGAAUCACUAUGGUUUUUGUCGUCAUAGCUCCCAGCUCUUCUUAGUUCCUGCAGCUGGAGGACAGCCGAAGACAUUUCCACUUGAUUCUUGUGCAACAGCUCUUGCCUAUCAUCCUCACUAUCCAGCUAUCAUUGCUAUUGGUCACCAUACCGGAGAAAUUACAAUUAUCAAAUCAGAAGAAGUUUGGGCAACAACAAAAUUAGGCGAGCAACAUACAUCAGAAAUUGUCUCAUUAGAUUGGAUUACAGAAAGAAAUACAGUUACGGCAUUUGUCUCCGCUUCUCUUGAUGGCCUUAUUUGCGUCUGGACUCUUAAAGGACGUAAUACAGCAACAAAAGUUCUCGAACGCGUCUCAACAUCAAAAGUUUUCGAUAAGAAUGGUUCAAUUACUUCACUUGCCGUCAUUCCUGGCUCAUGCGAUGCUUACGUUGGCCUUUUCUCAGGCAUGGUUGUAAGAAUUCCACUUCCUUACGAAUCAAACCUCAUUGCACAUGAAAGACAGUUCUACGAAGGCCAUACGGGUCCUGUUCCUGCUAUUGCCAUCUGUCCUGUUGCCCCUGGUUUGUUCGUUUCCGCUGGUACUGAUGAAUCAAUUCAAUUAAGAAAUGCUGUUUCACGCGCACCGCUUUAUAACAUCGACGCUGCUGGUGGCAGACCAUUAACAGAUAUUAAAUGGAGUCCUUUCUCCCCAAGUAUAUUCGCUGCAAUUGCGGAAGACAAAUUAGUCAUUGUAGACCUCGCAGUUUCUACUUCUAUACCUGUAGCAACACUUGAUAUACAGGGAGCUCAUAAAGUUGCUUGGAACUUGUCCGUUCCAGGAACUUUGGCUGUAGGAACAAAUGAUGGAAAGGUUGCAAUGGUACAUUGCACUGAUGGAACACUUGAUCAGAAACCAGGUGCUAAUAUGGUUGUAGGCGAACUUGAAGCUCAGGCAAAGUUUGCUGAACAAUAA